Diutina rugosa is the source of this 579-nucleotide messenger RNA. RefSeq lists its product as uncharacterized. NCBI's taxonomy places the organism in Eukaryota, Fungi, Ascomycota, Pichiomycetes, Serinales, Debaryomycetaceae. The transcript has a single exon. Bases 1 to 579 code for a protein of 192 amino acids. The record is from RefSeq and is a predicted model, not a curated record.
AUGUGGCUCACGUUCGUGGCGUUGGCCGUGGCUAGCGCCGCGCCCAUAGCUCAGCUGAUAUUGCUGGAACUGCCAGCUAUCCACUUGAUCGGUAAACUAUCAGAGGUGACGGCACCUCAAUUGGUGGUGGUACCACCAACGUUCACAGACAAAUUGCCUGAGGUCGACCCCGAGCUGUAUGUGGUGAGAUAUAUCGGCACCCACUCCGGGUUCGGGCCAUCGUUACCCCAGCUACCCAUCGACUUGAGGCACACGUUGACCCGCGUGACCUCUAGCCAGCACUACCAGGCAAAUAUCAAGCCUCAGAUCACUGAAAAGUAUCCUGAUUACUCACUAUCCCGCCUGAUUGAGGCUAAUUCAUAUGAUGAGCAUUGGCGGCUCCGACCGGUAUCAAUGGAGUGGGACGCCGCCUACGGCGUGUAUAUGGUACGGAGCACCUUAUACUUCGAAGACGUAGUCAGUUUGGACGUGGUUCACGUCUACGACGACUCGGGACGCCGGCGAGACGACCUUGACUUGGUGGUCCUGGUCGAGAACAAGUACCGUGUGGUUCGAUUCCCCAGCGUGGUGACUUUUUAA